UCCAUCCACCCCUCCCCUCCCUCUCCUACCCGUCGCAUAGAACAGCCCAUUUUCAUGUUGCCAUCACCUUAGGACGAGUGCGGUUAGCGAGGUAUCUUUUCAGCAUGUAGACCCAAAUUCUUGCUUACCUAUUGGAGCUUAUGCUGUAUUAUCUGACAAAAAACAACAGCAACGAGAAACAUUGGGAACAACGACAAGAACAGUAGGCCUAAUAAUAUCAAAUAGCUACCUGCAGUCCAUAACCAUUAAUUUAUGCAAACACGCUAAUAUCUACCCUGUAUCAUUUCAUUUUCUUCAGCAUUAGAGGAAUUCCACAUAGGCCUAGACGUCCGCACAAUUUUGUGCUCUACAUUUUUAUAUGCUGACCAGAAACAACAGAUGGGACAUCACGUCGGUAUACAUCCCUCAAACGUUUUUUUCUCUGUCGGAUUUGAAGUGAAUUUGAAAGUGAAGAACAUUGGAUUUUCUGUUUUUCUAAACUCCCCGUUGACGUCCUUGGACAUGGCCGGCCUCUAGGUGAAUCCACCUUCUGAAGCAUCUUACUCUUUACACUCAAACGCCUGAGCUCUUCUUUUUAUUUCUCUCCUUACAAAUAUCUGGCUCUAUGGAUUGGUAUCCUCCCUAUCAUUUAGCUUGAUGCCCUUUUCUCUUCUGGGGUUGUGAGAAACACCAGAUUAAGGUCUCUGGUGGAAUAAACCACAGUCAAAUAACACAACAAAAACAUUUCCAUAUGUUCUUCCACACAUGCCUUGAUAUGGAGAAUCAUAGAAGGGGAAAAGGAGGGAGUGGCAUGGGGGAACAUUAAUCGAAAAAUCACAUAGUCAAGCAUACCCCACUUCCUACCCUGGCCAAGGCACUAAAGGAGUCCAUCAGAAAAUCAUUGUUUUUUGAAAAAUCAACACAUUUCUAUAACCACACAUUAUCAUGGGGGACUUAGCCAAUAGCUCGGUGGAGUUCAAACCCAAGAAGCAAGGUAGUGGAGGGGGAAUGGAGGUCAACCAUGCAGGGGACUUCGGGGCUACCCUGGAGGACCUGCGGGACCUUAUGGAGCUGAGGGGUGCAGAAGCCAUUCAGAAGAUCCAGGAGAACUACACGGAUACAGAGGGCCUCUGUCAGAGACUGAAGACAUCCCCAGCCAAUGGCCUAUCGGACAACCCGUCAGACCUGGAGAAGCGUGGCCAGGUGUUUGGCCAGAACUUUAUCCCUCCUAAGAAAGCCAAGUCGUUCCUGGAGCUGGUCUGGGAGGCCCUACAGGAUGUCACUCUCAUCAUCCUGGAGAUAGCUGCCAUCAUCUCCCUCGCACUGUCCUUCUACCAACCACCCGGAGAGGAGAGCGAAGCGUGUGGGAACGUGGCGUCCGGUGCAGAGGAUGAGGGCGAAGCGGAGGCUGGCUGGAUCGAGGGCGCAGCCAUCUUGUUGUCCGUAGUCUGUGUGGUGCUGGUGACGGCCUUCAAUGACUGGAGCAAGGAGAAACAGUUCCGGGGACUGCAGAGCCGCAUCGAGCAGGAGCAGCGAUUCGCCGUGGUGCGGAACGGCACCGUCAUCCAGAUCCCUGUGGCCGAAAUGGUGGUCGGGGAUGUGGCCCAAAUCAAAUACGGCGAUCUCCUUCCUGCUGAUGGGAUACUGAUACAGGGAAAUGACCUGAAGAUCGAUGAGAGCUCGCUGACAGGAGAGUCUGACCAUGUAAAAAAGUCUGUUGACAAGGACCCCAUGUUGCUGUCUGGAACUCAUGUGAUGGAAGGCUCUGGAAAGAUGCUGGUUACUGCUGUGGGGAUCAACUCUCAAACUGGAAUCAUCUUCACUCUACUGGGGGCUGGAGAGGGUGAUCAAGAGGAGGAGAAGAAAGACAAGAAAGGUAAGCAAGAUGGGACAUUGGAAAACAAUCAGAACAAAGCCAAGAAACAGGAUGAGGCCGUUGCCAUGGAGAUGCAGCCCCUGAAGAGCGCUGAAGGAGGGGAGGUGGAAGCAGAGAAGAAAAAGGGCAACGUGCCUAAAAAAGAGAAGUCUGUGCUCCAGGGCAAACUCACUAAACUGGCCGUGCAGAUCGGGAAGGCAGGUCUGGUCAUGUCAGCCAUCACAGUGAUCAUCCUGGUGAUGUACUUUGUGAUCGAGACCUUUGUGGUUCAGGGCCGGGAGUGGCUCACUGAGUGUACACCUGUCUAUGUGCAGUACUUUGUCAAGUUCUUCAUCAUCGGCGUCACAGUGCUGGUGGUGGCUGUGCCUGAAGGGCUGCCACUGGCUGUCACUAUAUCACUUGCCUACUCUCUGUCAAGGUGAGGGGAAUAAGCUAAAAUGAUGAAGGACAAUAACUUGGUGCGCCACCUAGAUGCCUGUGAGACCAUGGGCAAUGCCACGGCCAUCUGCUCUGACAAGACGGGCACCCUCACUACCAACCGCAUGACCGUGGUGCAGGCCUACGCGGGCGACCAGCACUUCCACAUGGUCCCGCACCCUGACCAGAUGAAUCCUAUGGUGCUGGACACACUCGUAAACGCCAUAGCUGUCAACAGCGCCUACACCUCCAAGAUUAUGCCCCCAGAUAAGGAGGGAGGCCUACCCAAGCAGGUGGGCAACAAGACAGAGUGUGCCCUACUUGGCUUCGUCCUGGACCUGAAGAGGGACUAUGCCCCCGUGAGGGAACAGAUCCCUGAGGAGAAGCUCUACAAGGUCUACACCUUCAACUCGGUGCGCAAGUCCAUGAGCACAGUGGUGCAGUUGCCCGAUGGAUCCUUCCGCCUCUACAGCAAGGGGGCCUCUGAGAUCCUGCUCAAGAAGUGCUCCUCUAUCAUGGCUGGCGGUGGAGAUCCGCGGGGUUUCCGCCCACGGGACAGGGAUGAGAUGGUGAAGAAGGUGAUCGAGCCCAUGGCCUGCGACGGCCUGCGCACCAUCUGCGUGGCUUACAAGGACCUGCCGGCCAGCCCUGAGCCCGACUGGGAGGACGAGGCGGGCAUCGUCAGCGACCUCAUCUGUAUCACCGUGGUGGGCAUCGAGGACCCUGUCCGCCCAGAGGUCCCAGAUGCUAUCAAGAAAUGCCAGCGAGCAGGUAUCACUGUGCGCAUGGUGACAGGUGACAACAUCAACACAGCACGAGCCAUCGCUGCCAAGUGUGGCAUCAUCCAGCCAGGGGAUGACUUCCUGUGUAUAGACGGGAAGGAAUUCAACCGACGAAUCAGAAAUGAGAAAGGAGAGGUUGAGCAGGAGCGCAUUGAUAAGGUUUGGCCCAAACUGAGAGUUCUGGCUAGGUCCUCACCUACAGACAAACAUACACUGGUCAAAGGCAUCAUAGACAGCACCGUACUGGAACAGCGGCAGGUAGUGGCUGUGACAGGGGAUGGGACAAACGACGGACCCGCCCUGAAGAAGGCCGAUGUUGGCUUUGCCAUGGGCAUCGCUGGUACUGACGUAGCCAAGGAAGCCUCUGACAUCAUCUUGACUGAUGACAACUUCUCUAGCAUUGUGAAGGCGGUCAUGUGGGGACGUAACGUCUAUGACAGCAUCUCCAAGUUCCUCCAGUUCCAGCUCACUGUCAACGUGGUGGCUGUCAUUGUGGCCUUCACCGGCGCCUGUAUCACACAGGACUCUCCUCUGAAGGCUGUCCAGAUGUUGUGGGUGAACCUGAUCAUGGACACAUUUGCCUCCCUGGCCUUAGCCACCGAGCCGCCCACUGAGUCCCUGCUCCUGAGGAAGCCUUACGGCCGCAACAACCCCCUCAUCUCCCGCACCAUGAUGAAGAACAUCCUGGGUCAUGCCAUCUACCAGCUCACCAUCAUCUUCACCCUGCUGUUUGCGGGAGAAAAGAUCUUCAACAUUGAUAGCGGACGCAACGCCCCUCUGCACUCUCCCCCCUCCGAGCACUACACGAUCAUCUUCAACACCUUUGUGCUCAUGCAACUGUUCAACGAGAUCAAUGCCCGCAAGAUCCACGGUGAAAGGAAUGUUUUCGACGGCAUAUUCCACAACCCUAUUUUCUGCAGUAUUGUGCUGGGGACUUUUUUAAUGCAGUUUGUGAUUGUGCAGUUUGGGGGGAAACCUUUCAGCUGCACACCGCUCAAUGUGGAACAGUGGUUGUGGUGUCUGCUCGUGGGAGUAGGAGAGCUGCUGUGGGGACAGCUCAUCACCACGGUGCCUACCAGCCGCCUGCCCUGUCUGAAGGAAGCGGGUCAUGCGCUGGGUAAGGAAGAGAUGAUUGAUGAUGACAUGGCAGAUGAUGAGCAAGAGAUUGACCAUGCUGAGAGGGAGCUACGUCGAGGGCAGAUCCUCUGGUUCCGGGGCCUCAAUCGUAUUCAGACUCAGAUGGAGGUAGUGAGUACCUUCAAGAGAAGUGGUUCCUUUCAGGGUGCUGCGCGACGUCGCUCCUCAGUUCUCAGCCAACUCCAUGACGUAACCAAUAUUUCUACUCCCACUCACAUCCGAGUGGUGAAAGCAUUCCAUAGCCCACUUUAUGAUGGCAUUGAGAAGCCGGAAUCCAAGAACUCCAUCCACGACUUCAUGGCACACCCGGAAUUUCUCAUCAGUGACUUGGUCCACAACAUCCCCUUGAUUGACGAGACAGACAUUGAAACCGAAGAAUCAGAGCGCUCAGAGUGCAACAACGUUCGCCUGGCUUUUCGUCAAGCUCCUCCCCCUGCCCAGGCCCCUCAGCCUCCCCCUCGCUGCCGCUCCACCUCCCGUCCCGCCCCCUGCCGCCAGCAGAGCCUCCCCGUUACACUCAACUGCAACAACAACGCCACUGCUGCUGCUGACGCUGAGAAUGGAGAUCAUCUGAACCCAAAAGAUGCAACACUACCAACUGCUUCUCUCUGCCGCCCCGCCAGCCCGUUGCACAGCUUGGAGACCUGUUUAUAACUACAAUCUGGGCACAUGGUUGACAAGUAGGGAGAGGAAACACCAAUGACUUUGAUGGACAUGGAUGUAACCCAACAAAGAGGAAAUGAAGAGGAAAACUGGACAUGGAAAGAGAAAUUAUUACAUUGUAUAGACCAAUGGUUUUAUAGAUUGUUGCCCAACCUUUCCUCAACAGCCACUGCUUUUAGCCUGCACUCUCCGCUUCAAAACACUCACAUAUCCUCUCAAAAAGCUCCGCAAUCUAACGAUGCUAACCCCAUCAGACUCUGAUCGACACUUUUGAAAUGUAUAUCUAGGCACGCAAUAGAGGAGUGAUUGGUGUAGUGGAGACAAGAAUGAACUGGAAUUGAUUCUUGCCCUUUUGAUUGAAAAUAUUGAAGACUCAACCGAAAGUGAAAUGGGGUUAAUUCAUUCUGCUUUUUAACAAUAUAAUUGUUCAGAUUAUUACUGUUGUUAUUACUACUGCAAUUACUACAAUUACUACUACAAUUAUUAUAUUCCAGUUAAUGAUGCUUCAUUAAUUAGCUUUAUCUUUCCAUGUAUGUUUGUAUGUAUUGUUUGUUUGCUUAACUGCUGUAUUUGUCUCCUUGUUUUUCUGUUUUUAUAUACUCCUUCUGGUCACGUCACCUUUUUUCCUUUUCUGUGUUUACAUGUGUUGUGUAUGUCUUGAAAAAGAAAAUAAUAAAUAUAACUAUACAAAUAAAUUUAAAACAUAUACAACAACUUCAAAACACAAAAUGGUAAGAAAAUAGUAGAUAUGCUAUAAAAAAAAAUCCCCAAAAGCACUACUAAUAGUUUUGGUUCUUCUCUUCAUGUAGAUAUGUCUUGAAUUAAGUUAUUCAUUUGGACACUUCCAUGAACAAAGGGAACAACUGAACUGAGUAUUGAAAAUAUUAAGUUGUGCAUAGUGAUUAAAGUAAUUUAUUUAAAUGAUUAUUUUAUUAA
Molecule: messenger RNA, 5790 nt
Organism: Salvelinus sp. IW2-2015
Lineage: Eukaryota; Metazoa; Chordata; Actinopteri; Salmoniformes; Salmonidae
Source: RefSeq, a predicted model, not a curated record